GGCGCCGAGCCGCGGGAGCCGCCGGAAGAGGCCGCCGCCGGGCCUGGGCUACCGGGCGGCUUCGUGGAGCUGCUAGAGCUGGCCAGGGGAGCGCACGACUCCCAGGUGGCCCUGCUGAGCCGUGAGGUGCAGCGCCUCCGCUUCGAGCUGGCCGCAGCGAGGGCCGGCGUGUGGCUGCCCCAGGGCCGCGGCAAGCCGCCUCUGGAGGCCAGUGGCGGUGCCGGGCCCGAGGGGGCGCCCACGGCCGCCGCUGGCGCGGAGGGCGCGGCGCAGGCGGUAUGUGUCGGCCCCGAGGGUGACGAGGCCAGGAAGGAUUACCAGGCCUGGCGGCGAGCAGAAGCCAAGGCGGACGACGCCCAGGCCCUCGCCGGCGCCGCUCCCGGGGGGAGCGAGGAGACCGGCCGCAGAACAUCAAAGAAGAGCCAGUUCAGCGACAGUUUCUCGCCACCGGCGAAUCGGCCGCGAUGGGACGAGGAGCUCCCGAGUGCCAUCGAGCGGCUGGUGCGCCACAAGUGGUUCGAGGCGCUGGUAAUCGCGAUGAUCUGCCUGAAUGUCCUGAUGAUGGCUGUGGAGGUGGAGCACACCGGGCUCGAUCUGCGGGAGCAAGCCAGGCAGCGUACGAGUGGCGCCCCAGGGGUCGAGGUCUGGCCUCAUGCCCAGGAGGUGUUCAAGGGGCUGCAGUGGGUGUUCGGGCUGUUCUUCACUGCUGAGAUUAUCGAAGACGAUUUGGGCCCUGCGUUCUGGCUUCCUCCUCGAGCUGUGGAACUGGAUAGAUUUGACCCUUGUUAUCCUCUGGGCGUGCAGCCUGGCUCUGUCAUUCACCAACCCUCACUUUGUGAGACUGGCUCGCCUGGCUCGUCUGGCACGCCCUGUGAGGCUGAUCAGGUUUAUGCACCUUCGAAAGAUUGA
Messenger RNA from Prorocentrum cordatum, 909 nucleotides. Lineage: Eukaryota; Dinophyceae; Prorocentrales; Prorocentraceae. The record is from the annotation of a GenBank genome assembly.